AUGGCGACUACCUUUUCCUACGCCCAAGCAGCUAAGGGCAUUGCUUCAACAGCCCCAACAAUGAUAACAGCAGAGUCGAAUAACGCUACCAAGCCAGAUGGGCCAAAUUCGGGUGUGCAAGUUGAAAAUUCCGUGAGCUCGAAGGCCGAAGCAUCUCAGGAAGCGGAGAAUGUAACUGCCAUCGCAGGCAAGGAUUCAGAGACUGCAGCUCCCAUCAACUCUAAGGCGAACGCUUCAGGAACAUCAUCCCCCAGUGUUGGUAACUCGUCGUCGACUUCUACAAUAGCGAAGGAUGAGGAUUUAAGCACUCCUAAUGGCACCUCGGAAUCUACCUGGGACAAGCAAUCCCAGGAUUCGGGAACCGAUAAGCCGCGCAAUGGGGAUGAAACCCCAAAGGACAAGCUUACGGGAGAGAAAGAAAAGAACGAACCUCCUAAGGAGCUGAAGGCUGCUCCACUUCCGUCGGUAAAUGUGUGGCAACAGAGAAAAGAGGCACAGGAAGCCAAGGCCAAAGCAGUGGCGUCACUGAAGCCAGCCAACUCUGAGAGUGGAAGUGUUAAGACUGGAUCCACAGCUUCUUCGAUAUCAGGGAACAACCAGCAAGAUCAGCCAAAAGCAGCGACUAGGAAGAAGGGAGGGGAUACCGAGGGCAAAGAUAGGAAGAGGGCAGUACGUGAUGAAUCCGUAACUGUCCCACCAGUUGAAGAUGCAGCCUCGUGGCCGACGCCUCAGGUCGCUCAAGGCGAAGAGAAGCGGAAAGCACAAGAAAAGGGCGACAAGACCGAGAAGUCUGAGAAGAGCCCUGUGAUCCGACCUCACGGAAAGGAGAAAUGGAUGCCCGUCCCAUAUGUUCCUACUGCCGUUUUCAACACCCCUCUCCCCUCCGCUGCUCGCAGAGGUGGAAGAGCUGCCCGUGGAGGACGGGAUGGCGCUCGGAAUGGAGCCCACGGUGCCGGAGCUUCUACCGUUGAUAAAGCUGCCUCUGGUCAGGUAGCUCAGGGCUCUGGCAAGGCCACAACCACCGACCGGGGAAGGAAUGAGCCAAACUCUGCUCGCGCAAACUCGCUUCCUGCAACAUCAAGGCGAUCCAACAGCACCGACGCUGGCUCGGCAGACCCACGUAAAUCUCAGGCAGCAGACCGCAGCCGUGCGCCUAAGGGAGCGGAUAGUGCCAAUGCCGCCCCUGCUGGUAGACAUGGCGAUACGUUCCCCCGGAAUCAUCGUGAUGCUAAGGCAUUCAAGAAUCAUGAAUCGGGCCACAAAGGAGAUCAUGGUUCCAAAAACCCGAAUCUGUCUGUGGAUGCACAAGCUGGUCCUCGCAAUGGUUCUUCACAUGACCGUCGAUUUGAAAAUGGUCCCAGGUCAGCGGAUUUCGCUGGAUUUUAUGGUGACCGUAAGGACAAGGAGUUCUCUCGUGAGUCACGUGCCGAACGAGGCAGAGGCUCGCACCGUGGCCGGGGAGGCUUUGGCGGCUCUCAGAAUUCCAACUUCCCCAACAACCACAUGUCGCAUAGUUCGUUCAUGCACCAGAAAUCGUACGGCUUUAGCGACCGGCAACGGCCACAGCAUGGGCUUGCCAAUGGUUCUCAGGGUCACAGGAUGUCCUUGAGGUCACCUUCGCUACCUAACUCUGCGUCCAUGUAUGGUGUCUAUCCCUUCCCUGCGGAUAUCAACACCAUGUAUGGCUAUCAGCCAAUGCACGCUGGUCCUAUGACGGCAGCCCCAUAUCCGCAAUAUAUGGAACCCUACUCCCUGAUGAGCAUGGUUUCGUUCCAGCUUGAAUAUUAUUUCUCUGUUGAUAACCUGUGCAAAGAUUUGUUCCUCCGUAAGCACAUGGACUCACAGGGAUUUGUGGAUUUGGCAUUCAUCGCCACUUUCAAGCGAAUCAAGACAUUGACCGAAGACUUUGAGUUCCUCCGCCUUGCGGCCCGUCAAUUGAGAAACGUUGAACAUGUUGCUGGAGAAGAUGGUGUUGACCGUCUGCGAGCGCGGGAGUGGGAGCAAUGGGUUCUACCUUUGAACCAGCGCGAUCCCUCUGCUCAGAAUAGUGGCACUUCCCCGGCAAAGCAGAGCAAGGCCGACGAGGGCUCAACACCGCAGAGCCAUGUGGAUGGGGCGACAAAUGGGUCUACUUCCCAUCAGUCCUUAUCAAAUGGUAUUCCCAAGACAUCAUUGUCUUCUGAUGCGCCAGAAUUCUCUCCUGCGAAGGCAACUGAUGCUCCAGCUGAAUACGUCUCCUUGGACAGAACUCCUCCCUCUCUUCCCGGGAUGCUGGCCUGUUGUGCUUUCCGAAACGUGUUCUUGACGAACGAACUUUAUACGGCAACCCGAGAUGGUGACCGUGAUAUGGAUGUCCUGUACCAAUUCUGGUCGCACUUCUUGGUCCAAAAUUUCAAUGCACAAAUGUACAAUGAAUUUAAGAGUCUAGCGUUUGAUGAUCUUACACGAAACUUUCUCAAGAAUUCUCGUCUUCACUCUAGUCUCAUAGCCACAAACACCCUGAAUCGUGUUCGACGAAGAAAUGUAUCUACCUCGCCUCAAAGGCUUGCGCCCGACUCAUCACUCCUGCACUUCGGGCCUGGCUCCUCGCCGGGCGGCGGCGUGCCUGCCACAUACUUCGCGAAUCGCUCGACACUUCCCAUGAACACCAUCAUCCGGUUCGUCCCCCAGCAGACCGCGUGGAUUGUCGAGCGCAUGGGGAGGUUCCAUCGAAUUCUUGAUCCUGGCCUGGCAAUUCUGAUCCCGUUUCUCGACCGCAUCGCCUACGUCAAGAGCUUGAAGGAGUCCGCUAUUGAGAUACCUAGUCAAAAUGCCAUUACAGCCGACAAUGUCACAUUGGAGCUUGACGGUGUUCUAUACACGAGGGUUUUCGAUGCCUACAAGGCAAGUUACGGCGUCGAGGAUCCCGAAUAUGCAGUCUCUCAACUUGCGCAGACAACAAUGCGUUCGGAAAUCGGUCAGCUUACGCUGGACCAUGUGUUGAAGGAGCGUGCAACCUUGAAUACCAACAUCACAAAGGCCAUCAACGAGGCGGCACAGGUCUGGGGUGUCGUCUGUCUGCGGUACGAGAUCCGGGAUAUCCAUGCUCCGGAUGGAGUGGUUGCUGCUAUGCAUCGGCAGGUGACGGCCGAGCGGUCGAAGCGGGCGGAGAUCCUGGAGUCCGAGGGCCAGCGACAGAGUGCGAUUAACAUCGCGGAAGGCCGCAAACAGUCCGUCAUUCUAGCCUCGGAGGCCAUCCAGGCGGAAAAGAUAAACCGCGCUGCUGGUGAGGCCGAGGCGAUCCUGUUGAAGGCUCGGGCUACUUCCCGCGGAAUCGAAGCCGUGGCCAAGGCUAUUGAGGCUGGUCAGGAGAAUGCCCACGGCGCCGUCAGCCUCAGCGUGGCUGAGAAAUACGUCGACGCGUUCUCGAAGCUUGCGAAGGAAGGCACUGCAGUGGUGGUUCCUGGAAACGUUGGCGAUUUGGGUGGAAUGAUUGCAAAUGCCAUGGCUGUCUACGGCAAAGUUACAGAGGGCCAGGCGAAAAGCAUCGCGGCGAAGGCUCUCGGAGUGCCGGAGCCAUCACAGAGCGCAACUUCUCACGAAAUCCAUGAGCCGACAACACCUACCAAGGACUGGGAACCCGUUGCAGAGUCCCAGGAGGGAGCGACUGGAAAAGACGGCGUCACAGAGAAUGUGCUGGAGAGCUUCGACCAGGCCAAAACAAGUGAAGCUCAUAGCUACGAAGUUUUGGAAAUGCAUAUCAUCAAGCCAGUUUGGCUAACGCAUGGAGGUGAGAGGAAGGAUUUUGAAGUCUACAGUUGCGAUGUUUCGCCCGAUGGAAGCCGACUUGUUACAGCCGCUGGAGAUGGAUAUGUUCGUAUAUGGUCUACGGAGGCUAUUUGCAACACUGAUGACCCAGAGGUUGCGAGUAAGCCAAAACAGCUGGCCUCUAUGAGCAACCACUCCGGAACAAUACAUACCGUCCGAUUCUCACCUAAUGGGAAGUACUUGGCAUCGGGAGCAGACGAUAAAAUUGUUUGCAUCUACUCCCUGGAUGCCAAUCCCCCGUCUCACGCUUCGACAUUUGGAUCAAACGAGGCGCCACCAGUAGAGAACUGGCGCACAAUUCGCAGACUGAUAGGCCAUGAUAAUGAUGUGCAGGAUUUGGGAUGGUCCUAUGAUUCUUCUAUUUUGGUUUCCGUCGGCCUGGACUCUAAGGUGGUGGUGUGGUCGGGCCACACAUUUGAGAAGCUCAAAACCUUGUCUGUUCACCAGAGCCAUGUCAAGGGGAUUACAUUUGAUCCCGCAAAUAAAUACUUUGCGACGGCGAGCGAUGACCGCACCGUUCGCAUUUUCCGCUUUACCUCUCCAGCCCCCAACUCGACCGCUCACGAUCAGAUGAAUAAUUUCGUCCUUGAACACACCAUCUCUGCGCCCUUCCAUAAUUCCCCACUUACAGCCUAUUUCCGUCGCUGCUCCUGGUCUCCGGAUGGGAUGCACAUUGCGGCAGCAAACGCCGUUAACGGACCUGUUAGCUCCGUCGCAAUCAUUAAUCGUGGGUCAUGGGACGGAGAUAUCAACCUCAUUGGACAUGAGGCUCCCGUUGAAGUCUGUGCUUUCUCCCCGCGUCUGUAUUCUAGCCAGCCGGCCAACAAACCGGGGGUGGAUAGUCAAGGCCAUGCACCGAGCUCCGUCACGGUCAUUGCCUGUGCGGGAGGCGAUAAGUCACUGAGUAUCUGGAUUACAAGCAACCCCCGGCCUAUCGUGGUGGCUCAGGAGCUGGCGGCAAAAUCCAUAUCCGACCUCGCGUGGAGUCCUGACGGGAAGUGUCUGUAUGCAACUGCUCUGGAUGGUACGAUAUUGGCGGUUCGAUUUGAGGACGGAGACCUUGGCUUUGCGAUGGAAAUGGAGGAGAACGAGAAAUCACUCACCAAGUUCGGUACUAAUAGAAGGGGUGCCGGCAUUACGGAGACUACGGACGGUCUUCUACUAGAGGAGAAGAGCAAGGCUGGCGAGAUCAAGGACGUUGAAGGAAGAAUGGGAGCUUUGAUGGGCGAUAACCAUGCGGCCGCCGACAGCAUGGUUAACGGCAAAUCAACCCCAUUACCGUCAAAUGGUGUAACACCAGCUCGAGUCGCGUCUCCUGCCUCCGAUGCGCAAAAGGCACAGCCGGACGGAACCACGACGACACCAGCCGCUCCGGAGGUGGAGAAGCCAGACCCUUACCAGGCAAAGUUGGAGAGACUAAAGCAACGUCCUACGUACACGAAAGAUGGCAGAAAGCGUAUCGCACCUCUUCUGGUCUCCGGCGCAGGGGCGGCCGAAUCUUCUCUGCCACAGGCACGGCUUAUGGCUUCGGUGAGCAGCCAAGUGAAAGCCGAUACACCCCAGUCCAUCGUGGAUCUCUCCAAGCCCUUUGACGGCCUGCCAAAAGGGGGUCUGGCCGCGCUGCUGUUUGGGAAUAAACGGAAACUGGCGCAGCUGGAGGGUGAUGAUGAUGGUCACGUUGAAAAACGAGUGGCGCUGGCAAGUGCGAAUGGCGCUACUCCCAUUCUUGCAAACACGCCCGACGGUCUCCUCCCUGCACAACCACAACCCCCGUCCGAGGGGCAGCAACCGACACCUGAAUUUAUUCGACCCGCCGUAACAAACCCAUCCAUGGCUAUCAGUCAACUGCGACUGGCGGUGCCGAAGGUCCGCAGCCAGAUUCUGCGUGCCAUCGACGAGGCAGGGAAGCCCACCGAACCCCCUAGCACUGCGGGAGAGUCGAGUAAAUCUCGGGUAGAUGUGGUUUUCGAAGCCCGGAACCCAUCUCCCGCGAGCUUGACGGGUCGCGCUGUCGAUCGGGAGCCAGUCCGGCUCACACUCUAUCGGGGGGAACAGCCUCUGUGGCAGGAUUUCCUUCCGCGGGCCGUCCUUCUUGUGACGGGCAACCAGAACAUGUGGGCUGCGGCUUGCGAGGAUGGAUCGGUAUACAUCUGGACCCCCGCCGGCCGUCGUCUCGUUAGUGCUCUUGUCCUGGAGGCGCAGCCGGUGAUACUGGAAUGCAAUGGGCCAUGGAUUCUUUGCAUCUCCGCGGUGGGGAUGUGUUAUGUCUGGAAUGUACAGCACCUGUCGUCGCCUCACCCGCCUAUCUCCCUGCAGCCGGUGCUGGAUGCGGCAGUUCACACGCUGGGAGCGCAUCCCACGGCGGCACCGGCGGUGACGAAUGCGCGGAUCAAUUCCGAAGGCCGCGUGGUGGUGGCUCUGUCCAACGGGGAGGGAUACGCAUACUCGCCCGCCAUGUAUACGUGGCAGCGCAUCUCCGAGGCCUGGUGGGCGGUAGGCAGCCAGUACUGGAAUACGACGGAUGCGCCGGUGGGCAACCUCCAACCCACAGAUUCCAAGCAGGACAAGGAAGCCAAGGCAAUGGUGUCGGCGGGCAUCAUCCCGUUUCUGGAGCGGAACACGACCAACGAGACGCUGUUACGUGGACGAGCAUACUUCCUUCAACGGCUGAUCAAGGUUCUUCUGUCGCGGGAGGGCUACGAGAGCUUCGAGUCGAGCAUGUCCAUUGCGCAUCUGGAGAACCGACUGGCCGCGGCCCUGUCCCUGGGCGCAAAGGAAGAGUUCCGCCUGUAUCUGUCCAUGUAUGCCAAGCGCAUUGGGGCCGAAGGGCUCAAGAUAAAGGUGGAAGAGCUACUCAAGGGGCUGAUUGGGGGACUGUUUGAAGAGGAGACGGCGACCGGAGAACGGCUGCAGGGGAACGAACAGGAAGACCGCAAUUGGCGAGAGAACUCGGAGACCCUCUGUGGCUGGCCACGAGAGGUCCUCCUGAAGGAGGUGAUCCUGGCAUUGGGUAAGCAUCGGGACCUUCAGAGGGUGACGGUUCCUUAUGCGAAGCUCCUGGGAGUAGUGGAUAAUAAUGAUUCGGAGGCCGGGGAUGCCAUGGAGACAUGA
Messenger RNA from Aspergillus tanneri, 6918 nucleotides. RefSeq names its product HIR complex subunit (gene HIR1). The record is from RefSeq and is a predicted model, not a curated record. Gene Ontology annotation, molecular function: RNA cap binding; protein binding; nucleosome binding. Gene Ontology annotation, biological process: mRNA stabilization; DNA-templated transcription; regulation of DNA-templated transcription. Lineage: Eukaryota; Fungi; Ascomycota; Eurotiomycetes; Eurotiales; Aspergillaceae. Bases 1 to 6918 code for a protein of 2305 amino acids. Gene Ontology annotation, cellular component: nucleus; HIR complex; membrane. The transcript has 10 exons.